UGGCCGGGGGUGGCAGAGCGUGGGGACACUGCCGUGGUGCCCCCGGGUGACAUUUGGAGUGGCCGGGGGUGGCAGAGCUUGGGGACAGUCCCGUGCCCCCCCCUGCCACUCGGGGCCGCUCUUACGAUCCCCGCGGUGUCCCCUGCGCGGUGCCACCCCCGCGCCACCACCCCGCUGUCCCCGCAGGCCGGCGCCUCGCUGACCCCCACGCACCGCGCCGGUUUCUGCGCUUUCUACGGCGAGUGCGGCCGCAACCCCGAGGUGAACGCGUCGCUGCUGCCCUCGGCCGUGCCCUGCCUGUCCAACAGCCCGGCCCGGGAGGCGCGGGGGCCGCUGCUGGCCCUGCUGCGCUCCGUGUGCCCCGAGCUGCUCACCGGCGACGGCGACAACGCCACGGCGCGCGUGUGCUGCUCGUACUCGCAGCUGCUGGCGCUGCAGGCCAGCGUGGGGCUGUCGGGCACGGUGCUGGCGCGGUGCCCGGCGUGCGCCCGCAACUUCGCCAACCUCUACUGCCACAACAUCUGCAGCCCGGACCAGAGCCUGUUCACCGAGGUCACCCGCGUCACCAACUACACGGCGACACCGGGGCAGGAGCCGCUGCAGGCCGUGCUCGAGUACCGCCUGUUCUACCGCCGCCGCUUCGCCGAGGCCGCGUUCCAGUCGUGCCGCGGGGUGCGGCUGCCGGCCACCGGCGGCUUCGCCAUCGCCACCAUGUGCGGCCGCUACGGAGCCGAGCUGUGCACGGCGCAGCGCUGGCUGGACUUCCAGGGCGACAAGAACAACGGGCUGGCGCCGCUGCAGAUCGACUUCCAGCUGCUGCCCGAUGCCGCAGAGCCCGGCCAGGGCGUGGAGCCGCUGGACGCGCCCGUGUGGCGCUGUGACCAAGCGCCCAGCGCUGCCCAGGAGCCCUGUUCGUGCCAGGACUGCGCCCUGGCGUGCCCGGUGCUGGUGCCGCCCUCGGGGCCGCCGCCGCCUUUCCGCCUGGGGAAGGCCGAUGGAUUCCUGGUCAUCAGCGUGCUCAUCUUCGCUGUGCUCGCCGUGGCCUUCCUGGYGGCCGUGCUGUGCCGCAGGGGCCGCGGGCAGGCGGCGCUCAAGCCGGUGUCGCCGGUGUCGCCGGGCAAGCGCGGCUGCUCGGAGCGGGCGAGCGAAGCGUGGCUCGGUGCCCUGGAGCGGGCGUUCCGCUGCUGGGGCACGACAGUGGCUUCGCAUCCCGUGGCCGUGCUGCUGGUGGCCGCGGCGGUGGCCGGAGGGCUCUCGGCCGGGCUGGUGAGGCUGCAGCUGACCACGGACCCGGUGGAGCUGUGGUCAGCUCCGGCCAGCCGCGCCCGGCAGGAGAAGGCGUUCCACGACCGCCACUUCGGGCCGUUCCUGCGCGCCAACCAGGUCAUUGUCACCGCGCCGGGCCGGCCCGGGUCCACCUACGAGUCCGUGCUGCUGGGGACCAAGAACUUCAGCGGGGUGCUGGCCGAGGACGUGCUGCGGGCGCUGCUGGAGCUGCAGGACACGCUGGCGGCCACCACGGCCUGGGCGCCGCGCUCGGGCAGGAAUGUCACCCUGAGCGACGUGUGCUACGCGCCCCUGAACCCCGCCGAGCCCGGCCUGGGCGACUGCGCUGUCACCAGUGUCACCCAGUACUUCCAGAACAACGGCACGCGCCUGGCGGCCACCGCGCCGCAGGAGGAUGGCGACCGCACGGGCACCGCGGACUGGCUGUCCCCGGUCGCUCGCUGCCCCCUGACGUGUCGCUGUCUCUCUCUGUCGCUGUCGCUGUCCCCUCAGCGCUCUCUGGAGGAUGAGAUCAACCGCACGAGCGGGGAGGACAUCCCGGUGUUCGCCAUCAGUUACCUGCUGGUGUUCGCCUACAUCGCGCUGGCCCUGGGCGAGUACACGGCCUGCAGGAGGCUCCUGGUGGAGUCCAAGGUGACGCUGGCUCUCGGUGGCAUCGCGGUGGUGCUGGGGGCCGUGCUGGCCGCCAUGGGGCUGCUGGCCGUGCUCGGGCUGCCCUCGUCCCUCAUCAUCCUCGAGGUGGUGCCGUUCCUGGUGCUCGCCGUGGGCGCCGACAACAUCUUCAUCUUCGUGCAGGAGUUCCAGGUGCGCGGGGCGGCGGUGGGGGGGGUCCCUGAGCCGCCCCUCCCCCAGGUGCUGCUGUUCCUGUUCCUGGCCUGCUCCGGGCUCUUCCUGAUGUUCCACGUGUCUGUGGGGCUGGACCAGGAGCUGGCCCUGCCCGAGGACUCGUACCUGCUGCAGUAUUUCUCGGACCUGAACCAGUACCUGGCCGUGGGUGUCCCCACCUACUUUGUCACCACGGGCGGGUACAACUUCUCCUCUGCCAAUGGCACCAAUGCCAUCUGCUCCAGCGCGGGCUGUGACACCAACUCGCUGACCCAGACCGUGCAGCUGGCCACACGCUUCCCCAACGUGUCGUACCUGGCCAUCCCAGCCAACUCGUGGGUGGACGAUUUCCUGGACUGGCUGAGCCCCAUGACGCGCUGCUGCCGCAUCCACCAGGAGGGYGACAACAAGGGCCAGUUCUGCCCGGCCACCAGCG
Malurus melanocephalus (red-backed fairy wren) is the source of this 2548-nucleotide messenger RNA. RefSeq names its product NPC1-like intracellular cholesterol transporter 1. Lineage: Eukaryota; Metazoa; Chordata; Aves; Passeriformes; Maluridae. The annotation marks the transcript as partial. The transcript has 6 exons. The record is from RefSeq and is a predicted model, not a curated record.